UCCCUGGACGCCCUCAGCAGCGCCGGCCUCGCGGGGAAAAGGAGUCUCGUCGGGCGGCCGGGCGGCCGAAACCUGAACUCCAAUGUCAGCUGGGGAUCAGAAGAAUGGUGGUGACAAACCAGAAGGUCCAGCGCCGGCGGCGGAGGUUUGGCCGGAGGUGGAGCGGGCCGAGCGUCUGGCCCGAGGCGCCGCCCUGAAGUGGGCGUCGGGCGUUUUCUGUCGGCCCGAGCACCUGGAGAGGCUGAGCCAGUACCGGAAGAGGGAGAGCCAGAGGACGGCCUCCAUCCACACCAGGCUCAAGUCCAUGGUGCAGUCCUACCUGGAGGGCGUCGGCUGGGGCCUGGAGCAGCUCCGCGAGGCCCGGGUCGAGCUCAGCCAGGUGUCCCAGGCCCUGAAGAAAGCCGGGCUGGAGUCGGACCGGAACUCGGAGGGAGUGAAAUCUCUGGAGAGGCUGAGGGAGGUGUCGGUCCAGCACCGGCAGCUGGUGGCCGCCGUCAGCAACCUGCCACGACUCUACUCUGUCCGCGGCAUGGUUCUGGAGACGGAGCGUCUGGUGGAGUCCCGGCGGCUCCUGGAGGCCCACGCCCGCCUCAUGGACCUGGAGCGCUGGCAGGACGACAUCCUGUGGCAGCUCCACGGAGCCGCCGGGUCGGCAGGAAGCUCGCUGAGCCCAGAGGACCGGCAGCUGGUGGACCAGUACUUCUCUGGAGUGGGGCAGCUGGUGGAGGCUCUGGCCAAGGAGCUGUGGGCCGUGGUGAGCAGCGCUCUGGCUUUGGCCCGGCAGAACCCGACGCCGUUCGUGUCGGCCGUGAGGAUCGUGGAGCGGGAGGAGGCUCUGGACCGAGCCCUGCAGCAGGACCGAGGAGGAGCCGCCGGCCGGCCGCUGCCUCCUGGACGGCCGCGCUGCUGGAGGGCGAGCUUCUUCCAGGUACUAGAGGAGGCGGUGUCGGCCCGGUUCCGCAGCGUGUCCUACCUGCACACCCGAGGCCCGGGCCUGGCGGGCCAUCUGUCGGCGCUGCAGCACGGCAUCAUGGCCGACCUGGCCACCGUGCGCCACCUGCUGGAGCACUGCGUCCCGGCGCACUACCAGCUGACGGCGGCCUACCUGAGGGCCAGUCACCGCUGCCUGCACGCUCACCUGGCGCAGGUGAGCAGCUGGGACCUGGAGAGCGGCGAAAUCUUUGCUGUGCUCAACUGGGUGCUGCACAUCUACAACAGCCCGGACAUGAUGGGCCACCCAGAGCUGGUGGCUGAGAUGGAGAAGGAGGAUCUGGGACCUCUGAUCUCCACUGAAGGACUGGAGCAGCUGCAGAACAAAUACGUGCAGAGCGUCCGGAAAAGUGUGUCUGAGUGGAUGCAUAAAGCUCUGCAGGUGGAGCUGCAGGACUGGCAGCGAGACCAGGAGCCGGACACCGACCACGAGGGCUUCUACCAGACCAGCCUGCCCACCAUCAUCACACAGAUGCUGGAGGAGAACGCCCGGGUGGCGCUGAUGAUCGGAGCUUCUCUCAGAGAUCAGACCAUCCAGAUGGGACUGUACGAGAUGGAAAACCUCCUGAACAGGUUUCGGGAGGCUCUGGUUGAGUUCGGGAAGGAGCAUCGCAGGGAUCCGAGCAGCAGCAAGAGCAAGUUCUACCUCCACUACCUGCUGGCCUCCAUCAGCAACUGCAUCAUCCUCAAGAAGUCCACAGAGUCUCUGCAGCAGCAGCAGUCGUCGCGGUCGGCGGGUCGCUUCUCCAGAACUCCUCCCAACCCCCUGGCGGCUCUGGACCGGGCGGUGCGCCGGGCCUGCCGCCUGGUCAUGGACCAGCUCCUGACGGACCUCCAGCCCUUCCUGCCCGGCCUGCUGACCCGACCCUGGCUGGUCCAGGGAGACCCCACCCCCAAACUCUGUCGGGUCCUGGAGCAUCACCUGGAGCUGUACGGCCGAGUCCGACCGCCGUGUCGCCAGCGUCUGCAGGAGGAGGCUCAGUGGCUCACGGUGGUCGAAUACGUCCGAGCGCUGAUGCAGAAGAGGUUCGUGUGUCGUGGCGCCGACGAGAGGAAGCAGCUGGCUCAGCGGAUGCUGCAGGACGACCAGCUGCUGCGAGAAGUCUUCCACGGUCUGGAAGCCGAGGGUUCGGUGCCGGAGGUCAACCCUGUGGCUCUGCUGCCCGUCAUCGCCGACUUCAUCCGACUCAAAGACCCCCACAUGCUGACGCUGGAGGUGUCCGGACUGGCCGCCAAAUACCCCGACAUCAGCGACGAGCACGUCUCCGUCCUGCUCGACAUCCGGGGAGACGUCUCCAGGGACGUCCGGGGCUCGGUGCUGGACCUGCUGGAGCAGAGCGCCCCCCCGCUGCCGGCCGGGUACCGGCCCAUCUUCACCGACAUCCUGGUGCCCCCGUCCACCAUGGCCUUCUGCCUGCCCACCGCCAAGUGUGCGUGAGGCCGGAUCGGGGUACUGAUCAGACUCUGGUGGACGUAUUGAUCAGUCUGAGAGGCGGCGACUUGCUGGUUCAGGUCCGUGCUCCUCUCAGUGAUCUCGUCCUGCAGGAAGCAGCAGAACCAGAGAUUCAUGGAGCUGGUGAGCAGAGUGACGUCAUUUAACCCUCUGAACCACAGAAGCUUCACACGUUUCAGAACUCAGUCAGUCCAGGUCCACCUCAGCGUGAACACGGCCACACUCAGUCCAACACGUCAGUUUGUCUUGAAGGAGAAACGUGAAGUGAUUCUGAUGAACUCAGACUGAUUGAAUGCUUUAAUCACAUGAUUCGUUUGAGGACCUUCAAAAAAAAAAAAACCUGGAGUUCUUCAGGUUUUGCAUUUUCUGGCUUCGAUGAGUGUUUUAGUUUUACUUUGACGGGACAUUUCCUGGUUCAGAGGGUUAAUCCAGCCACACGUUUUCCUUCCUCCUGCUGCAUUCAUCAGAUUUUUUUUAUGAGUUGAAGGUUUGUGUUGAUUUUCUGACAUCCAGGCGUGUUGGUGACGUUCGUCCUCCAGCUCCAUCCUGCUGCUCCCUCUGAGCUUCGUCUGGCCUCUAGCUCUUCAUAUUAAUCCCGUCCUUCACCACUAACUCAUCUGAGCUGUCCUGUCUGACGUCUACCACUGGAUCACCGGCUCGCUGAACAAAACUGGAAACUGUGACACAUCUCAGGCAACUUCUGAACCUUUUUUUUUCUCUCGUUUCUGAACAGAUUCACAUUUAAUGACCUUCUGUUGUGGUUUCUCCGGCUGAGAGUCCAGUUUAGUCUCAAAUCCGGUUCAUGUUCAUGAAGCAGCUUCUAAGUGGCCUUAACAGAAGAUCUACGGACCAGAACCGGGCUGCUGGGUGGUUCUGAACACAUAAACCUGUUAUUUGUCCGUUGAAUAAACUACGUAAAGUGUCGACUUCCUGUUUUUAUUUGAGGAAACCUUUGGAUGUUUCAGAUAAAACUGUUUGACUGAACUUUAAACGGACGAAUCAGUGUGUGUCCACCAUGUUUAUCAGUCAGAGGCCCUGAAACAGAAUCAAAACGUGUUUCUAACGUCACAGAGCUGAUUAAACCCAAAGUGUUUGUGUUUUCAAAUAACCAAAGACUGAACAGAAACUGACGUUUAUGAGUUCCAUGAUGAGACUGAAGAGUUUCUGACUGAAUCGUGUUUUUCUUUGAGGUUCUUCCGUCUGAGGAGCUUCAGCUGCUAAUUCUUCUCUCAGAUCUCCUUUAAAGUCACGUUUUCAUCGCCGUCGUUUAUUCUGCGUGUUCUUUGAUCCGAGGUGUGAAAUGUAUUUAUUAUAUUUAUGUUUUAUUGUUCUGCCUCUGAAGCACAACGUGAAGCGUGUCACAUAAAUACGUCAAUAAAGUCUUCAUGAAAUCAGCA
Messenger RNA from Stegastes partitus (bicolor damselfish), 3840 nucleotides. It is a transcript of the gene exoc3l1, whose product is annotated as exocyst complex component 3-like 1. Gene Ontology annotation, molecular function: SNARE binding. The coding region runs from base 83 to 2428 and encodes 781 amino acids. The transcript is spliced from 15 exons. NCBI's taxonomy places the organism in Eukaryota, Metazoa, Chordata, Actinopteri, Pomacentridae. The record is from RefSeq and is a predicted model, not a curated record. Gene Ontology annotation, cellular component: exocyst. Gene Ontology annotation, biological process: exocytosis; exocyst localization.